Molecule: messenger RNA, 744 nt
Organism: Maudiozyma saulgeensis
Lineage: Eukaryota; Fungi; Ascomycota; Saccharomycetes; Saccharomycetales; Saccharomycetaceae
Source: the annotation of a GenBank genome assembly
AUGUUUGCCCCUAAUAUCAAGAGCAGUCUCUUUAGGACUGCUACUUUAACUUCAGUGGUAUCUAUAUUAAAUUAUUCUAUGCGUUCACCUGACUCAGAUACAAGUACAUCUUCGAUCUCGUAUAAUUCAUUCAAUUUGUAUAGAAUUCCUUUAGCAGGGAUGGCUCUAUUUUAUUCAACAAAUAAAUCAAUUGGUUUUAAUUUAACUAUUAUUUAUACAGUUUUAAUUGAAGCCCUUUGUGCAAUGAUUGUAAAUUUUUUCACAAUACCAAAAGUUUGUCAAAAUGUAGAAAAAGAUGUAGAUGCCUUUCGUUGUUUUUUAAGUGUAGCAAAUUUCUUUGGGUCAAUCUUUACUGGAUUAUUUGUUGUUUAUGUAGUGAGUUAUUACGUGAGACACCCUGAUUUCUUUAAACGUGAAGGAAGUGGGAAUAAUGCUAUUGAACAAGAUGAUGAUAAUGAUGAUGGUAUGACCCAAUCUGGUACAUUUACACCAAAUGAAGAUGUUACAGCUCAUAACAUUUUCCAUCCCUUAAAGUUUACCGAUAUUCCAACUUUAUUAUUAAUAUUAAUGUUAUGGAUUAUAUUACAUUUAUCUGGUUCUAUUGAUUUUGUUAGUGAUGUGUAUUCAAUUAGAACAAUAUUAUUCGUGUAUUGCCUUUCAAGAGUUAUUAGUGAUACUUCUUUGUUGGUUAUCAUUCUAGUAAAACUUUUAGGUAGAGAAUGGGAAGUAUCAAUACAUCUAUAA